AUGGCCAGAAAACGGGAGAAGAAGGAGGAGGAGGAAGAAGAAGAAAUCGGGUAUGACACAGUUUUAGAUAAUCAGAAUGUAAGGGAAUAUGGAAAAGAAGAAGAACAAAAGCGAAGCAAGAAGAAUGAACAAGAAAUCGGUGAUGGAAAGGAAAAGACGAAUGGACAUGCAAGAGGAAUUGAAGAGAUUCGUGAAGACGGAAGAAAAACCUCUCUCCUCUUAAUUUCUUCUCAAUCUUUCAUUGUCUCUCUCCCAUCUCUUCUUCUUCGUGCAUUAAAACCUAGCCGCUCUUCAUCUCCUUUAAUUUCUCUUCUGUCUCUUUUUCUUUUUCUCAUACAAAGAAACAAGAAAUAUCAUGUCAAGAACAAGGAUAUAUGGAAGUUCCUUGAUGGUAUCUACUUCAAGAAAGAGAAGUUGGAGCUUGGAGGUGAUCAAUACAAGUGUUUGUCUUAGCCUUGCCUUGCAUAGUCACACCAUUACGUAAUGUGCUCUUUUCUUUCCUAAAUUUGUAUAUGGACUUUUGUGUUUUUAAUUUCUUUGUUAGUACAUUCAUGUUUUGUAUAUUAUGAUUGUGUUAUAUUUGUUAAAUUAUUUAGUUUAACUUUUGAAAAUACUGUGAAAUUUAAUUUGUAAUAUUAUUUUUUUCUUUUUAAGUUAA
Molecule: messenger RNA, 658 nt
Organism: Cucumis melo (muskmelon)
Lineage: Eukaryota; Viridiplantae; Streptophyta; Magnoliopsida; Cucurbitales; Cucurbitaceae
Exons: 5
Coding region: 1-453 (150 amino acids)
Source: RefSeq, a predicted model, not a curated record